AGGGGAUAAUGCCUGUGAGAUUACAAAAUUUGAAAAGGACAUAAUUGUUGUGUGGUAUCUGUUUUAUUACACAUUACCUGACAAGCUACAAUAUAAUUGAUUGAGUGACACAGAAUUUUUCAGUCACCACAGUGGAUAGUAUAAAUCAUAAAUAUUAUAAAUCAACCAAUUUUAUUGUUUCAGGGUAGAUCGUUUGGCUGUGUGUUGGCUGAAUGUUGAUACGCAGCUGUUGCCGUGACUACCAUGCAAGGGCUGGAGUUGGCGAGCGAGGAGGCUGAUCAAUUGCUGCGGACUGCCUCGGAGCGAGCGUACAGUGUGCCCAGUGUCAAGUGCUCCGGCUUCUCUAUAUACCAGAAGCUGAGACAAUUGUACGUGGAGGAGUCUGCUAAGACCUCUCUCCAGCCACUCCAGUACCUACGGCCGAGCUCUCACCUGCUGGAGAAGCUGGUGGCCCGAGAACGACUCAAUACUCUGGUGCUGAAUCUGUAUCCAGGCAACAAGGGCUACUCUCUGUGUCUCCAGAUGGGGCGAGACAAUAGUAUAGAAACCGUCAAGUUCCCUUACGAGGAAGACCAACUGUUGUCGUACGUAGACAAUGAGGAGUUGCCGCCUGCGGUGGCCGACCUCUUGGAGAGCAAACAUCCCGAACUCUACUACAGCGGCUGUGUCAUCGUCAAGGUGCGGGACUACAGACAGACGUUUCCUCACUUUAUGUGCGACACUCACCACGUUCUGCUCAGGCCAACCACUCAGAGUGUGAUAAAUGACGUGAACUUGGUGACCUCUGAAGGAGAAUGGACACCAGAGGAAAGGUUGGCACUGGAGAGUCAACUGGUGAUGGCAACAGCACCACCUCUGUGUCUAGACCCUUCACCUGCCGUGAGUCUGGUACAGCAGAGGCUACAUCACAGGCGGCAUGCUCUCAACACCCCUGCUUUAAGAUGUGCAGCAAAACAGCAUGGCCAAAUCGCAGCUAACCGCAAGCGUAAGCUGGACCAGCUGGCAGCUAAACCUCUACCUCACCUUGCCGACUUUAUCAGCCGACGUAAGACACAGCCGUCUCGACUUGCAGCAAGGCAGCAGCAGGCGUCCACCGCAGCCAAGCAGCUCAAGAAGAAGGUGGAGGUAAACGGUGGAACAAGCAGCACUACUAGCGGUAGCAGUAUAGACUACUGGAGUGACGUGCAGAGGUUCGCCAAGCCACUGGACAGGCCCAUAGAGACGAUAGACUGUACACCGUUGCUGGUAGAGGAGUAUAUCCUGGAGACGGAACGUGGUCCAGGCCGAGUCUACUACAUCAAGCUGUCGAUAAUGCAAAGGCCCAGUAACUGUGAGUACUUGGGCCAACUGUAUGUCGACAAGGAGUACAGAGAGGGCGAGAGCAACGGUGCUUCCUGCAGGUUUAGCCUGGGGUCCCGAGCACAAGCCAAUCGUUACAUCCAGCAGUUCACGGAGAUCUUCACAGAGGAGGGUCGCAAGUCUGUGAGGAUCACUCAUGUGGUGCCGGGUCAGCCGGCGAGGGUCAUCUGUACGGCCGGCAUGCGUGAGCGGGACGCCAAGAUGGCUGCUCUGCAACAGCAGACGCUCAAACAAGUGUUGAGUGCCAUGAACCAACAACAGCAGCUGAAGCUUCAGAAGGCAGUGCAAGCCCAGAAAGAGCAGCAGGCACUGGCAGAUAGUUCAGGGACAAUCAACGGUCUGAUAACAUCGGUAGCCGUGCAGAACGGGCCCCUGGCUAACGGUGACGUGGCUUCCCCCUCCACUCACACCCCUGUGGCUGUCCAGACUCAGCAACCGAGCAAACCACUGAUCAUGACCAAUCCUGCCAUCAGUGCUUUAGCCAAUGAUCUCAAGAACUCCGCUCAGCAGUAUCAGCAGCAGCAGCAGGCCGCAGCUAAUGCAGCUGCAGCAGCCGCCGCCGCCGCUGCCGCAGCGAGUGCAGUAAAUGUUGCCAGUGGUGCCAACCCUACAGUGAACUUUGUGGCCAGCCAACAGUCCAACAACCACCACAACAAUGCAGCCAUUCUCAGCCUGCUGAACAACAACAGCGGGUCCUCUGCGGCUGCCGCCAAUCCUACCCUCAACCAGCUGUUGAACAAUGUGAUAUCUCCCUCGUCCAAACAGCAAGUGUUAACGACUAGGAAAAUGACAUUAACCAAUUUAAUUAACCCUCGGUCGAUAGCGAUAAAUCCCCAGUCGAGUUCGACGAACCAAGUGCAAGCGCAGUCAGUGCGAGUGUCGUUGUCGUCCCUAACGAACCAACUGUCUUCCCCUCCCUUAACUCAGCAGAAGGCUAGGAUAGUGCCUGCGACAGUGCAGUAUAGUGGCAGGAGAUUGUCGGACUCUACUCCUGCUGCGACCUCGUCCAGCCUGGGCCUCUCCAUGCCUGGCCUCUCUGCCCUCCUAGCAGGGACACCAUCUGCCGACAACCCCGUGCCAGGAGCCAGCAGUUCCAACUCUGCGUUGCUAGAGCGACUGUCCACACCCCCCUCGUAUCCCUCGUCUAGUCCAAAGCCUCCUCCUGCCCCCUCACCCACCGCUAUCAACCUCAACCUGGCCAGUGUGCAAGGAGCCCUGGCCUCCAUCCCCGGCCUGCAGAACGUUCAGGUAUCCAUACCAGGGCUGGCUGUCCCCAUAUCCAUGUCCCUCAACAACUCAUCGCCUCACAUCGUCACCUCUCUGCCCGUCACUGCCUCGUUGCCUGUGAGUAUUAUGACCUCUAACAACCUGGCUGGUGUCUCAGUCAGUGGGAACUCCCCCACAGCCACUCUAGUGUUCACCAACUCUACCCCAGUGACAGCACAGCUGCUGACGUCAGGCAAGAGUCAGGCCACCGCUCAGACCAUUCGAACUUCUAGCACUCCCACCACCUGCAACAUCGGUGGGCAGUCAAUACAGCUGGUGGGCACAAUCCAGAGGCCGAGGGCAGUGGUGGCUACGACAGCCAGCAAGCCCACACUCAAGGCUAGGUCAGUGAUAAACAACCAGCGACACACACUCAAGGUCACUCCAGCCAAUACAGUUGUGCGAGCGGCCGAUGUGAGCGGAACAAGCGGCCAGGUACUGACUCUCUCCCCUCAUUCGCAGAUACAGAUACAGACUCUGCAGAAACAGGCUCUGCAGCUGCAGCAGUUCCCUGCGACGCAGCCCGCAGCCAUCGCGGUCAAACAUCAGCGCCGGCGCUCCACUGCCUACAACAAGUAGCAGCAAGUAGCUGCUGCCUUUAUACCUCCCCUGUUGUCUGUUGUAUUCUGUUCUGUACAAGUCGAUUCGAGUCUACAGGUCUUGGCUUAUUUUAUAAUAUAAACAAUUCAAGUUUGUUUAGCAUCACGUUUUGUAAUUAUUUAACAUGGCCAGUAAUGCGUUAUCAGAAAAAGUUGGAGUAUGUUGUCUCCAACUCGGCUUGUUCACUUUAACAUAAUCAGUUCUCUGUUAAUUGUUUUAGUAAAAAUUAGACCUAAUCUUCUGUUUUAUGUAGUUAUCUAUAACAGUGCUUGGAAGCAGUCGCUAGCUAGGCUAGCUGCAAAAAUACGCAGAUACCGCAUAGUGGUUCACACAAAUUCAAUGUAAAAUAUACCUGCUCUUUCGUAAUAAGAUCGUAAAAUGCUCAAAACAUUUUUUAUGUAUUUAAUGAUAAUUUUUCAGUUGAGGUGUGUGAGUUCAAACAUAUUUGUGCCACCCUGCUUGUUUAAUCUCAUGUAGGAAAAAUAAUAUAUGCAACAUGGCACAAACAAAGCAACAAACUGGCGUGGUACGAAGAACAUGGACUUUAGUUAUAUAAACAAAGAUCGCCACAUUCUAACAUGGCAUAAGUAAUGAAAAGGUAGAGAACCGUGUCCUUUCAUUCAAUUUUACUUUAAAAUAUGAAUAUAUAGAAAGGAAAAGGGGGUUCCCAAAAGUUUUCGCUCUUUGGUCAACAAUAAUUUAGAUUAAUAAAUUUCAAUUACUAUCUAUUCCAACAUAUUUAUUAUUUAAAUAUUCUACAUCAGCUUCUAAUUUUACUAGUUAAGCUAAUGUAGCUGGUGUCAUAACUAACAUCUAAGUUUUCCAGUUCACACUGUGUCUACACAUUGCUAACACAACUUAAACUUUUAGACAUUCAGCCUUUUCAGAACUGACAGGUCGGUUUGCUGACAGUUUUAUUGUUUAACGUCUGUUGACUGUAAAUUGCUUUCCAGUGAGACGAUAAGUCUCGAGAUGCUUGCAAGCAAUGUUCCUCACAGUGUGAGCUAGAAAACUUGGAUCAUAAUCAGCUCGUAACAUCCAUGUAAGCUGUACAACCGAAAUAAAAAGAGCUUAAACUGAGUCUUUGAUUGUAUUGUAAUUAAAGUUCAAUAAUUAGGGCUUUAUUUAAUGGUGCGAGAGUUUUUAAAAUAUAACCAAUCUCAGCUUGACUCACACACCUCUACUGUUUACAAAAUUGUAAAAAAAGAAUGCAUGAAAAGAAUUGUAAACCAAAAAGAUUUAUUACUGAAAAUAAUUUAAAUUGACAAAUCAUGUUACAUAAUGUAGUUAUCACAAGGGUAAAAGGUACAUUAUUGUAAAAAUAAUUGAAGUUAAUUACUAAAAUGAUUCAAAAUAAUGAUUUUAAUAUAUUUUAGAAAAAAAUGUUCGGACAACAUUGCAACAAGUCAUUGUUGAACUUAAAAUAAGUUAAAAAUAUUUGCUUCUACGAUAUUAAGAGUUUGAAAACAGAAUAACGGUGUAAGAUAUUUAACAAUAAAUAUGAAUAUCUAUAAUAAGCAUUUACAAUAUAAUCAUCAAAUUAUCGCAUAAUAGAGGUUAAUUUUUGUGACGUUAGCCCUCGUUGAAAGUGUAUAUAAUAUGUUUACCCAGCAACAAUGCAUAAUGACUGGUUGUUCCUCAUUAGUAACAAAUAAGAUUUAUGUUAUGUUAUUUUCUUAUUUUUAUAUGUUUGUACCAAUUUUUUUUAGUUGUUUAUCAGUUUUUUAGUACAUUUAUUCUCAAAGCUACAUGAGUGAUAUUAUACUUUACUGAUUGUGUACGUGAAAAUGUUGUAUGUAAAUCUCCGUACUUAUUUAUAAUAGUGAAGUUUCUCUUAUGUAAGCAAUGUUUAACUCGGUUAUAAAUAGCUGUGCUAAGAACAAAUGAAAGCAUAUCAGUAAUACGAACAUUGUCACUGCUCAUGUAAUAGACGUUAGACCGGAUCCAACUUAAAAAAAUGUAUUUCAGUCAUUACGUGGAUAGUUAUUGUUCUAUGUACUUAUUUUUAGUUUUGAAAAGCUGCUAAAUUACAUAUAAAGUAUUCUAAUGGCUCCAUUUUAGUUGCAAUUUGCGUAACGGUAGUUAUUGUUCCAAUAGUAUGACACUAAUGAACAAAAUAUAAAACUACGUUUUUUCGGAAGUACCGACUUAGUUGUGUUCAGCAACUGGUACACCAGGUCGGAGAAGGUUAAUAUACUUGAUAUAUGGGUGGAAGUAUUUCUACAAGUUUGCAAUGUGUAGUUGAACUUUUGUGUGAUGAAAUUAUAUAAGCUGUGUUGCAUGUAUAAUAGAGGAAAAGGAGAUCAUAAUAACACAAGUAGUGAAAGAGCCAAGAGUCAAUUUACAUUUUAUAAGCACACAACCCAUUUUUUUCAUAAAAUCAAUAAAAGAAUUUCUCUUGAGAAUGAAAUCAUGCCAGUUGUGCUAGUCAUGGUGGGUGUUGAAAUAAAAGGGUUCGUGAAAAUUAUAAUUUAUUUUUUUAUGUCUCAGUAUUUUUCACCUUGACAUAAUAUCCAUUUAAGGUGUACAAUCAAAACAAAAAGAGUGUAAAUCAAGAUUUAAAUGAGUCUUUUAUUGUAUUGUAAUCAUGAAUGCUGGAAAUUCUGAUUCUGAAACUUAAAACAACCGUCAGACACAUAAAGUUAUAGUUAUAUCUACAUCAGCCAACAAUUUAGACUGAAAGACACCAUUUUCAGCCAAAUAGUCGGUCGUAAUAUGGUCGGCUGAUGUCGAUACAACCAUUAUUUACGUGACUGGUUUGUCAAAGCUGAACAAACAUGAUGUGAGAAAAAUUGUCAUUCAAUAUUUUGAACCCUUUCAAACCAUCCAAUUUGGACUGUAACAAAAUUAGUGUGACUGAGAUCGGUUUCUUUUGUGGGAGAAAUUCCUUCACUGUUUUCAUAAAAAAUUAGGCAGAAUGCUCAUUCAGUACGAAUUUGCUCUCAACUUGUAGAUUUUAGCUUUGAUUGCAUUAACUAAAAAUCAUCUAAUGCUUUAAAUUGAGGGACGUAAAACAUGAGUGAUCGGACUGCCCUCUGUGGAGUAAGAGGGUCAAGUUGUAAACGUUUAUAAACAGUAACAAUCUUAGUGAUGUGGUGCAACCCUAGCAUCGGACCUCAGAAUUGAUUGAAAUAACCUCAACAAACCCCAAGUUGUCUCCUUUGUAACUAAUACAAUCAGAGACUAUAGUGUCUAACUAGAAAGUAUUACAAUUUUACAUGGUAGAAAUUAGUGGAGAUAGCGAACUACAAUGUGGCGGUCCAGUCCAUUGUAUCACUGACAUGCAUCACAAUGUCAUUUCAUCACACAGAAAUUCAGCUGUGUAUAACAAAUAAAAAAUAUUAAAAGAGGAGCUGACGAGAAUUCUGACAGUAUAUUCAAAGUAGUUAUAGAAUUUUGUGAUUAAAAAUUUAGACCUCAUCAUUUUGUAAUUAUUUUUUUUAAUCUGUUAGAGAAGAUGUUUGAGCCCGUAUAUUAUUUUUGAUAAUUUGACAGCUUUAUUAAUGAGUAUAGUAAAAAUCAUAGAAAUUAUGAUAAGCUUAGCAUUUAUUCCAUCACCAUUUUAAAAUCAGAUGUGUAGCAAGACAAUAAAAAAUGUACGGACAAGAUGAAAAAUUAUGUAGCAGGACUAUUUGUAAUUUAAUUGCCAUCCAUUAUCAAAUUUCUACAAAUCGUAGCGAUUGUUUGUAUUUUUUAAUAUUUAUUUAUACUUAUUUAUUCUUAGAUCCAUAGAUUUUUUACAUACCAAACUUAUAAAUACUGAAUUUAUAGUUCAUAGUAUAAUAUAUGUAAGCUAUGUACAACUAUCACAUAUUGUGUUAUCACUGUUUGAAACUAUUAGAACUUUUUUGGGUAAGGUGCUUGUAUGGUACACUUAAGCUGGAAAGUUGUUUACGAUAUUUCUUAAUAUGCUAAUUAAGUGAUUUGUUUUCUUGGAAAUUGUUAAGAAUUAUCAAAAAUAGAACACAAAGAUAUAAAUAAAGAAAACCAUCCAAAAUACUUCAUGAGCAAUCAAAAGGAAUGAUAAAUUUCAUAUUGUAUAGCAUAACCUUUCCUGGUGUAUUGUUACGAACAAUGAUAAAUAUUUGUGGUUUUAAUUUUUAACAAUCAUAAAAAAAUAUUACAAAAAAUAAUUAGUAACAAAGUGAGUCACAACAUUUACUAAACUUAUUAUUAACACCUUUACUGAUGGUCUCAAUGACUUUGGAUCUUGUAAAGAUUCAGCAAGACGUAGGGCAUCUCCUGCAGUCAAUAUGUUAAUUAUAAUAUACUGUAUAUUUGUCUUUAUUAAUAAUGAGUAUUCUCCCUCAACUGAUAAAGAUCCUAAAAAUGACUUCAUUAUUUUCAUGUAAAGCUGUGAGUUCCAGUAGUUCAUGAAACUCACUUUAUGACUAUCCACAAAAUGUUAAGAUAAUUUUCAUAACCUUUUCUGUUACACUGAUUCUCUUCUUAUGGUCAUUAUUUAUAUUUGUGAGUAAAAUGUUCAAACAAUUUCUCUUGAUAAGAAUCAAUUAACCUAAAAAUUCAAUUACUGGCUUUUGGUUACUUGAAACUUUGGUGUAAUUUGAAAUUAAAAGGAGAAAAUCAAUAUUUAAAAUGUUAAGUUUAUUGUACUAUGUAAAAGAAGCAUUACAAACAAAUGGCAACUUUAAAAAAAUUAAUAACCUGGAUAGCUACGAUAAAUUUUUUUUAACGAUUUGGUUCGUUGGUACAUAACCAAACUGUAUAUCUAAUGAAAGUAUGAAGUAAAAAACGGUAUUAAUAUUACAUAUUCAAUACGUUAAGUUGUUUAUUACGUUUUACAACAUACUGCUUACAUUACUUCACUUAAUGUAAUAAUUAUAACAUAUAUUUUGCAGCUCUUUUAAAUUAGAGUUUUAUUAUCAAUAUACCAGGAAAGGGGAGUAAUACAAUUUGAAAACUUGUUUGUGAUUAUUGAUUCAAUAUUAUUGUUUGAGACGCUUGCUCCAUGUUACAUACUGUUUUUAACUGUUUGAGAAAUUCUUGUGGUGAUUGUUAUAACUAUAAGUGUUUUCAGGUAACGAGUGUACCAUAUCUUCUGUCCAGUUUUAAAGAUAAAUUAAAGACAGUCGAAUGUAUAUGCUAGUAUGUUGAUUUUAGUAAGCCCAGCUUUGUAAAUUUAUUGUUAAGUAAUUUUAAUUGUUAAAAUGUGUAUAACAAGCCCACGUUAAAUUAUAGUAUUGGUGGCGGGCAUCGGCCUUAAUGGAUGAACAGAUUGGGAUUGAUAAAAUGCAUGCACCGACUUUAUAAAGUUAGAAAUUAUAUUUAAAAAUUGUAAGUCUCGAUAAGUUAUAUAUUAGUUAAAUUGUUAUGUAAAUAUUGUGUAUUUUGCUGCUAAUAUUUAUUUAGUUGACUGUUCUAGUCAGUUGCAAGCUGCGCGGUUGUGUAUGACUUGUGUACCUGCUCCCCCCACUAUGUAUGCUUUCUCAGAGAAAUGUUUAGUUCAAAUAUCGAUGUAGCCUAGUUGUUUGUAAAUAAUGUUUGAGUUGUAUCACCGCCGUGGUCACAUGACCCGGACUAAGAGCUUCUACUGCCCAUAAAGCCACCAUUGUCAGUGUUCCUCUGGAUCUGUAUAAAUAUAUGUUCCUGUGACAAAUAUUUUUAUACCGACAAAAUAUUCAACUGCUGUUGAUAAUGUUUCUGUAUUUUACAAAUUACUAGAUAGAUAGAAAAUACUUUUCCGAAAAAAUAAUUUUUGUUGUGUAGUCAGAAUAAAUCACUUUUAAUGAUUGUAAAAAAUUAACCCUGGCAGUGUUUAUAAGCUAGUUUGUAUUUCUGUAACAUGAUUCAAAUCUCGUGUUUCAGCAUUUACCAAAUAUUCUACUAAUGAAAUUCAAAGCAUACAAUUACUCUUGUCAAAUUUACAGUACUCUUUAUGUAACAAAUUUAUUGACAAUAACUGUGAAAAUCAUAAAUUUUAAACAGCAAACAAUUAAUAAUUUUUCAACUAAGUGAUAUAAUGUGUAUGUUUUUUAUCCUACUUCAGAAAACAGUACCAAAAUGCAUUUCAAUGGGAAUACGUUUCCAAAACAUAUUGUGUACGUUCAGUAUACGUACUAUACUGUCCAUUCACUUAGUCUGGACUUCUUACACAGUUAAUUAUUAUAGAUUUCACACAUUUGUUUGCCAGUAAGAAAUGCUUUGAGUUUUCCAUUUAUUUGAUCACACACAAUUGCAAUUAUUACCUUUAUAAAAAUAGUUCAAAUAAGGUGUAAAAUAACAAAUUUAUAAAAAAAGUUAGGUGAACUUUAUAGAGGACCUGUACUAUAUAAGACUGACUGUAUGUAAUAAAGUAGGGAUGAGCCGAUCCCGAUUCUAGAGCCUCGUUUGUAAUGAUAUGAAUAUAUUGACAAUUCUUGA
Homalodisca vitripennis (glassy-winged sharpshooter) is the source of this 9606-nucleotide messenger RNA. Its product is annotated as transcription factor SPT20 homolog. Gene Ontology annotation, biological process: regulation of transcription by RNA polymerase II. The transcript has 16 exons. Gene Ontology annotation, cellular component: SAGA complex. The coding region runs from base 244 to 3204 and encodes 986 amino acids. The record is from RefSeq and is a predicted model, not a curated record. NCBI's taxonomy places the organism in Eukaryota, Metazoa, Arthropoda, Insecta, Hemiptera, Cicadellidae. Gene Ontology annotation, molecular function: transcription coregulator activity.